UAUACGUCUAUAUGCAUCCAUCGCUGCGUGCGUAAGGUCGUGAUACGUGUUUGGUGUGAAUCUAAAUGUUAUGCAUCAAAUCGAUCGCCGUGUAACAACGUACUAGUGCGUUCAGAAGGCGUGUGAAUCAAUUGUGUCCGUGCAUUUCGAUCAUGGUGUCCAGUGCCGUGCAACACGUUUAACCUCUUACCUGUGAUAGUCAAAACAAUCACGCCCAUUUUGCGCCAUUUUAUGAUUCCAUGUAGCAAGAACUAACUCACCCAGAUUACAUUGAUCGAUCUGUUCUGAUAGUGAUAUUCGUUUAGCGAUCGUUUUAUAGAAAAGAAAAGUUCAACUCCAGUGAAAAUGCAUCCAUCACGAGGAUCGGCAAUGAAUAACGUUUCGUUUCCAGAUUCCUUCGGCCAUCCCCUGUCUGAAAAGAAAGAUUGCUACGAUAGUGCCAACACCGAUUCGGGGUUUCUUUCUGGGCAUAACCUCAACACGUCUGAGAAUAUUGCCUCAAGCGAAAGCUUUUCAUUCGCUAGAAACAAUCAGAGUAGCCCCGUAGAUCUUGCGCCGAGUUCGGACGAGAAGCAAAUUGGUGAAACCCAUUCGAACGUUGAUUCGGGGAUGAUACCAGAUGCCGAACUGGACUCUCGCGAUUCAUGUUUGAUGGAUAUUUGUGAACGUUUCGACAGGCUAAUGAAACGGGACUGGAUGAAAUACUAUCAGCAAGAUGAGAUUGGCGAUACUCAACUUCAUCGGGCCGCAUACGAGGGAAAUGAUGAGGAUAUCAUUCGACUAGUGGCUAAUGUUCCGCGACAGUAUCUAAACAUACAAAACGAUGCAGCACAAACCGGAUUACAUUUGGCUGUUUUGGCUGAUCAUUCGAAGAUUGUUCGACGGUUGUUGGCGGCAGGUAUUAAUCGAACCAUCCGUGAUAAAGAUGGAAAUACGGCCCUUCAUUUAGCAUGCCUCUUGGGCAACAGUAGCGUGGUGAAAGAGCUUUUGAUUUCACACGACACCUUACAAGGCGACGCCAGCAUGCAUUCCCUACAGGAUCUGGAACUGUGGAAUUACGACGGUAAAACGUGCGUUCAUUUAGCCGCGGAAGCUGGCAGCAUAGAAAUUCUGCGAAGCUUAAUCGACGCAGGAGCUGAUAUUAAUGCGAGGGAAGGAAAAUCAGGCUUGUGCCCACUACACAUCAGCAUUGAACAUGGUAACGAAGAAUUGGCUAACUUUCUGCUAGAUGAAUGCCCUCGCGUUAGUUUGGAGACAAUGACAUAUGCUGGACUGACGGCUUACCAACUGGCCCUAAGUCAAGACAAACAGAUUCUGGUCAGCGACUUGACGAAGCAUGGUGCGGCACAAAUAUCUCCUCCUGAAAGCGAUGUUGAAUCAGAUUCCGAAGAUGAAAUGAUUGGUAACUACUAUGGAACGAAUGCGUUCACGCCAACUUUUCCCGGACUAUCGGCCAUCAAUGUGUCGUAGAGCGUCUUUAGUCCCCCAUCUAUCCUCAAAAACUGCAAAACUGUACUAAUAGACGCGCAAUUCAGUUUUGCUCGGAAGCAAAAUGCCAAGGAUUGCAACGAAUU
Messenger RNA from Anopheles nili, 1574 nucleotides. It is a transcript of the gene cact, whose product is annotated as NF-kappa-B inhibitor cactus. The record is from RefSeq and is a predicted model, not a curated record. Gene Ontology annotation, molecular function: protein binding. The transcript is spliced from 5 exons. Bases 346 to 1470 code for a protein of 374 amino acids. Lineage: Eukaryota; Metazoa; Arthropoda; Insecta; Diptera; Culicidae.